Messenger RNA from Bactrocera latifrons, 891 nucleotides. It is a transcript of the gene Eaf6, whose product is annotated as chromatin modification-related protein MEAF6. Bases 123 to 773 code for a protein of 216 amino acids. Gene Ontology annotation, cellular component: NuA4 histone acetyltransferase complex. The transcript is spliced from 4 exons. The record is from RefSeq and is a predicted model, not a curated record. Lineage: Eukaryota; Metazoa; Arthropoda; Insecta; Diptera; Tephritidae.
AACCUAUGUGGCAACGAGCUUUGUUUUUGAUACAUGUUUGACACCUACAAAUUUCAUUUAUAAACAAUUUGUGCGAAAACAUAGUUACUUUAUUUUCAUGUAUAAUUUAUUGCUAAAUAAAAAUGAGUUCCCCAACUAGCAAAAGUACAAACGAUGUAAGUGCUGCAAAACAACGAAAAUCAACUAAAACGAAUUCAAAUACCAAGUCUACGAGCUUGGAUACACGCGCAGAAUUAGCCGAUCUUAUCAAGAAAAAAGCAGAGACAUCGGAGCAACUAGCAAAUUUAGAACGACAAAUUUAUGCAUUCGAAGGUUCAUAUCUGGAAGAUACACAACUUUGUGGUAAUAUAAUUCGUGGUUGGGAACGGUAUCUCACCUCAAACAAAGCUACAAAUUCCAAAGCUGACAAACGCAAUAGAAAAUUCAAGGAAGCGGAACGUCUUUUUUCCAAAUCAAGCAUUACAUCUAUGGCAAUAUGUAACCCUGAACGUGCCAGUGAAUCAGAUUCCAUAACUAAUGAAGAUUCCAGUGAUAAUCAAAUAACUAUGAACCAAAAUACAACAACCGCACAUGAUGGCUCUUCAUCAAUAAAAAUCGCUGGUAAGGAGGAUAAACCUGUGGAUCGGGCAGGAACACCUACUCCACAGCGUGAUGUUUUAAAAGAUCCUAAUACUCCCAGUUCUAACACUAGUUCCAAGAAUAAACUAUCCAACAAUUCUACCAUAUCCGCUAAAAAAAGUGGUCAUAUUAAUAAAAAAAUUAGGCACCGAUGAUUCAGGGUAAAACCUCGAUUUUUUCGAAACACUUAGAAGUAAAAAAUUAUAAUCCACAAUUUUAUUCAGCUACCAUAAUACAAACUCAACUUUAGAGACGUGAGACGGUAUUCAUCCA